This is a messenger RNA of Hyla sarda, 3872 nucleotides long. It is a transcript of the gene JAKMIP3, whose product is annotated as Janus kinase and microtubule interacting protein 3. The record is from RefSeq and is a predicted model, not a curated record. The coding region runs from base 395 to 2932 and encodes 845 amino acids. The transcript is spliced from 25 exons. NCBI's taxonomy places the organism in Eukaryota, Metazoa, Chordata, Amphibia, Anura, Hylidae. Gene Ontology annotation, molecular function: microtubule binding; kinase binding.
UACAUGUAGAUUUUUUUUUCCACAUUUUUUUUCACAUCCGACAUCCCCCCCCCCCCUUUCCCCCUGCACAUUGGAAAUCCACAGCAGAAAUGGCAUUUGUAUGUAUAGGGAUGGAUAGGAAGGACCUGCUGCAUUUAGGAUGAACAGUUCUUCCUCCCAGAUGUGUUCUCCACAGGUAAUAGAGCAGAGAAGCGGGGAUUUGCUACUAUAAGGGUGUUGCAUGGCUCCUGCAUUACGAUAAGUCUUAGGAUGAUGCAGAAGGUAUACCUGCAGUUCUAUGUGACACCACAGAUAAGAAAAAUGUAGAAAAUGAAUCAAAGGCUCUUGGCUCUGUGAAGCAGGGAGGUCGCCCUCUCUGAUCCAGUCUGCACCCUUCCAGUCACUCCACCUCACAAUGUCAAAGAAGGGUGCCAGCAGCAGAGUUAAGGGCGAGAGACCGGAUACACUAGCUUCCUUACAGGCUGCAAAUGAAGACCUGAGGGCUAAACUCACUGAUAUUCAAAUAGAACUCCAGCAGGAAAAGAAUAAGGUGAGUAAACUUGAACGAGAGAAAAAUCAAGAAAUUCGCCAAAUUCGAGAACACGAACAGCAUAAAAAUAUUGUUCUGGUAACAGAGCUGAAGGCCAAACUGCAUGAGGAGAAAAUGAAGGAGCUUCAAGCGGUCCGGGAGGCGCUAUUGAGGCAGCAUGAGUCUGAAAUCAUCCGGGUCAUAAAAAUUAAAGAUGGCGAGAAUCAGAGGCUGCAGGCCGUGUUGAACACUCUGAGAGACGCUGCCCCGGACAAAGUCAAGACUGUCCUUUACAACGAGGCCAAGGAAGAUGCCAAAAAAAGUUUCGAGUUUGAAAAAAUCAAAAUGCAACAAGAGAUUUUUGAGCUUAAAGGUGCCAAAAAACAAGCGGAGGAGGCAUUGACUGUGGUUAUUCAAGCUGAUAAGAUGAAGGCUGCCGAAAUUCGGAGCGUGCAUCAUUUACAUCAAGAAGAGAUCGCCAAAAUCAAAAAGGAAUGCGAGAGGGAAAUCCGGAGAUUGAUGGAAGAAAUUAAAUUUAAAGACAGAUCAGUCUACAUGUUGGAAAAAGAGUUAGGUGUUCAAUCCGGGCAUGCUCAAAGACUGCAACUCCAAAAGGAGGCUUUAGAUGAACAACUUGUCCAGUUCAAAGAGUCUGACCGCCACCUAAGUAGCCCAAAGAGAGAAUUCCCUUUUGCAAGUGGUGCAGGAGAAGCUUCUGAUCAUUCUGGAAGCCCUGAACAGCAGUUGGAUGAAAAGGAUGCACGUCGCUUUCAACUAAAAAUAGCAGAAUUAAGUGCGAUUAUUCGUAAACUAGAAGACCGCAAUGCUUUGCUUUCGGAAGAAAGGAAUGAACUGCUAAAGCGCCUCAGAGAAGCCGAAAGUCAAUAUAAACCUAUUCUAGACAAAAACAAACGCCUUAGCCGGAAAAAUGAAGAACUGUCCCAUUCACUGCGACGCAUGGAAAACAAAUUAAAGUUCCUAACACAAGAAAACAUAGAAAUGAGACAAAAGGUUGGCACAAUAAGAAGACCGAGCUCUUUGAAUGAUCUUGACCAAAGUCGAGAGGAAAGAGAAAUUGACUUUCUAAGGCUACAAAUUAAUGAACAACAAAUAAUAAUUGAUGAACUAUCUAAGACACUGGAAACUGCAGGAUAUGUGAAGAGUGUCAUUGACCGAGAAAAGCUUUUAAGAUUUAGGAAGCAGCGGAAAAAAAUGACUAAACUCCCUAAGCCAGUGGUGGAAACAUUUUAUGGCUAUGAUGAAGAAGCAUCUCUGGAUUCUGAUGGCUCCUCAAUCUCCUACCAAACAGAUCGAACAGACCGCACACCGUGCACUCCGGACGAGGAUGUGGAAGAGGGUAUGGCUAAAGAAGAGACAGAGCUUAGAUUCCGUCAGUUGACCAUGGAAUACCAGGCCCUGCAGCGGGCAUAUGCUUUGUUACAGGAACAAGUAGGUGGGACCCUUGAUGCAGAACGGGAAGUCAAGACUCGAGAGCAGCUACAAGCAGAUAUCCAUCGCUGUCAAACAAGAAUAGAAGAUCUGGAAAAAGCAGUGGUGGAACAGGGUCAGGACCUGAAGUGGAUAGAGGAGAAGCAGGCGCUUUACAGACGAAACCAGGAACUCGUUGACAAAAUCAAACAAAUGGAGGCGGAGGAAGCCAAGCUCAGAAAUAAUGUCCAAGAUGCAAAGGACCAAAAUGAACUCCUAGAAUUUAGGAUUCUAGAACUGGAAGAGAGAGAAAGGAGGUCACCUAACAUUAAUUUUCACUUCAUUCCCUUUCCGGAAGGGAAGAGCCCCCUACAGGUCUAUUGUGAAGCUGAAGGGGUGACGGACAUCAUUGUUUCCGAGCUGAUGAAGAAGCUGGACAUUCUAGGGGAUAACGCCGUAAGUAAUCUGACCAACGAAGAGCAGGUGGUUGUAAUUCAAGCUAGAACAGUUCUAAACUUGGCUGAAAAGUGGCUACAGCAAAUAGAGGUGACGGAGACUGCUCUACAGCAGAAGAUGGUGGAUCUCGAGAACGAGAAAGAGCUGUUUACAAGACAGAAGGGAUAUUUAGAUGAAGAACUUGAUUUCAGGAAAAAAUCUAUGGAUCAGGCACACAAGCACAUCUUGGAGCUGGAGGCCAUGUUGUACGAUGCCUUGCAGCAAGAGGCCGGAGCCAAGAUGUCUCACAUUUUGUCAGAGGAAGAACAGGAUAAGCUGAAGUGCGCCGUGGAACAAUGGAAGCGGCAGGUCAUGAGCGAGCUUCGGGAAAGAGACGCACAAAUCCUGCGGGAGCGGAUGGAGAUCAUUCAGCAUGCACAACAGAGAAUAAAGGAGCUGGAGGAGAGAUUAGAAUUUCAGAAGAGACAAAUAAAGGAAUUAGAAGAAAAGUUUUUAUUUUUGUUUUUAUUUUUCUCUUUAGCUUUUAUAUUAUGGUCUUAGGUCUUACACUCUUUGUACAAGCCUGCCUCAGUAUAACUGGAUGGACCAGACAGCCAAUGAAGCUAAUGAACUGAACGCUUUAUAACAAGGACACAAUGCAUUUUAUUGUCUCCAUCUGCAGUGGUGCUCUGCUGGCUUUUACAGCAGUUUGUGUGUUACGUACAAUAAGACGCAACAAAAGCUUUGCCUGGAAAAGGGUCAAGUGAUUCAGGACAAAUGGACUUACUAAGGUUCCCUGCUAAGCAGGUAUUAAAUUGCUUCUAUAAAGAAGUACACCGUCUUUUCCACCCAUUGUCCUUCAUCUGCAUCAGUGAAGAGGAUACAAAGACAUGGACCUCACAAGAUGUCAUUCUGCCCUAUGGUCGGUGCUUCUGAAGGUGAAGCUCUGGUUGUGGAAUCUAUAAAGCAUCCUGGACCCAUAGAUCUUGACCUGCGCAAUCUAGCAACAAUGUAAAACAUACCUAUACUUUAUAACAGAGGAAUAUAUAAUCUGACACAUUUUAUCAAAAAGAAAAGCACAAACAUCCUACUUCUGACCUGUCCACUAUAAUACAAGGUGAAGAAUCUUAUUUUACUGUCAAUACAUUGCUACUGCAUAGGGAGGCAUUGUCACAGUGAGCCUAAUGUAUCUCCUACCAAGCUGUAAAGCAAGAAACGCUAAAGACGUCCACCAAGAAAGAUGAAUAUUACUUCAAAGGGAAUAAAAAAAAAAUGUUUUUUUAAGGGAACACCAAAAAUCUGUGUUACCCCAGUAAACCACCAUUGGGAGGAUGAAGCAGAAAACAGUGUUUCAAAGCAUCGGAUGCCAAAUCUGACGAAUAAAAUGUCAUUUUAUUUCCUAUUUCAAAGUAUUUCACCCUCCAUUUAAAGAAAGUUAUAUUACAGAUGAUGUAACAAGAGGAUGAUGUAGCAGAGCUGAGUAUGUAGAAGGUGAGCGAGA